GAUUUGUGCAGUCAGACACCGUGUUGCCCUCGCCCAUCAGAAGCGAUGAGCCAGCCUUUGGAGCCAAGCCUGACGCCAGCAUGAGCCAUGGAGAGAGCCAGUCUGAUCCAGAAGGCCAAGUUGGCAGAGCAGGCUGAACGCUAUGAGGACAUGGCAGCCUUCAUGAAGAGCGCAGUGGAAAAGGGUGAGGAGCUAUCCUGUGAAGAGCGAAACCUGCUCUCAGUGGCCUACAAGAAUGUGGUGGGCGGCCAGAGGGCGGCCUGGAGGGUCCUGUCCAGUAUCGAGCAGAAAGGCACCGAGGAGAGCUCGGAAGAGAAGGGCCCGGAGGUUCGCGAGUACCGGGAGAAGGUGGAGACGGAGCUGCGAGGCGUGUGUGACACGGUGCUGGGCCUGCUGGACGCCCACCUCAUCAAGGAGGCCGGCGACGCCGAGAGUCGGGUCUUCUACCUGAAAAUGAAGGGUGACUACUACCGCUACCUGGCCGAGGUGGCCACUGGUGACGACAAGAAACGCAUCAUUGACUCGGCCCGGGCGGCCUACCAGGAGGCCAUGGACAUCAGCAAGAAAGAGAUGCCGCCCACCAACCCCAUCCGCCUGGGCCUGGCCCUGAACUUUUCCGUCUUCCACUACGAGAUCGCUAACAGCCCCGAGGAGGCCAUCUCGCUAGCCAAGACCACCUUCGACGAGGCCAUGGCGGACCUGCACACCCUCAGCGAGGACUCCUACAAAGACAGCACCCUCAUCAUGCAGCUGCUGCGAGACAACCUGACGCUGUGGACCGCCGACAACGCUGGGGAAGAGGGGGGCGAGGCUCCUGAGGAACCCCAGAGCUGAGCCGCCCGCCCCCCUCCCUGCCGCGCCCCCGCCCUCUCCAGCGCCCCCGCCCGUGGCAGAGAGGACUAGCACCGGGUGGGAGGCCCGACCCUUCUCCCCGAAUGCUCCGCUCCAGGGCUCGCAAGAGCUCCGAGGAGAGGACCAGCAGAGCAGAGGCCACCCGGAGCCAGGGGGGUCCCCCUCUUCCUGCGGCUGUCGGUGCUCCUCACCAGCGGUCAGCCCACCCACCCCUGCUCUCUGCACCCCUCCUACCGCCAACCGGGCCACCUCUUCUCCCCCUCCCCUCCCGCCCCCUGUUGCCUCUGAAUCUUAGGAAUUGAGGAGUGUCCCACCCUUGCGGCUGAGAGCUGGACUGUGUGGCUGAAGCUGGAGAUGUGUGUGUGUGUGUGUGUGUGUGUGUGUGUGUGUGUGUGUGUGUGUGUGAGAGAGAGAGAGAGAGAGCGCGAGCGAGAGCGAGAGCGAGAGCGCGCGCAAAACCCAGGAUGAGAGGGAAAGUAUGUCUGCUGGGUGUGACCAUGUUUCCUCUCAAUAAAGUUCCCUUGUGACACUC
This is a messenger RNA of Suricata suricatta (meerkat), 1384 nucleotides long. RefSeq names its product stratifin (gene SFN). NCBI's taxonomy places the organism in Eukaryota, Metazoa, Chordata, Mammalia, Carnivora, Herpestidae. The transcript is spliced from 2 exons. The record is from RefSeq and is a predicted model, not a curated record. Gene Ontology annotation, cellular component: cytoplasm. Gene Ontology annotation, molecular function: protein kinase binding. Bases 88 to 834 code for a protein of 248 amino acids. Gene Ontology annotation, biological process: signal transduction.